This is a messenger RNA of Uloborus diversus, 3390 nucleotides long. RefSeq lists its product as uncharacterized. Lineage: Eukaryota; Metazoa; Arthropoda; Arachnida; Araneae; Uloboridae. The record is from RefSeq and is a predicted model, not a curated record. Gene Ontology annotation, molecular function: nucleic acid binding. The transcript has 3 exons. The coding region runs from base 1 to 3390 and encodes 1129 amino acids. Gene Ontology annotation, biological process: DNA integration.
AUGUCUACUAUCGGAACUCUGGAACAUUUUGACGUAUCGAAACCUUUGUCGUGGGACUCUUACUACGAAAGAUUGGAAUGUUUUUUUGAAGCAAAUUCUAUUGAAAAAGAUGAACAAAAACGUGCUGUUUUUUUAAGCGUAUGUGGUCCUGACACAUACUCUGUAAUACGUUCCUUGGUAUCACCGAGCGUCCCAACGAGUAUCAAGUUACCAGAUUUGAUCAAAACUGUUAAAGCUCAUUUUUCGCCCAAACCAUCCGAAAUAUUUCAGCGAUAUUUAUUUUAUCGUAGGAAACAACAAAACGAAGAAACAAUUUCUUCAUUUGUUUCUGAAUUAAGAAGAUUGGCAGAACAUUGCAAUUUCGGAGCAUCGCUAGAAGUAAUGUUAAAAGAUAGAUUGGUUUGUGGAAUUAAAGAUGAAAAUCUACAACGAAGAUUACUCUCUGAAACUUCUCUAACGUUUUCGGAUGCCCUGGAUAAAGCAAUUGCAGCGGAAACUGCUAGUAGAAACGUAAAAGAAAUACGAAAUUCUGAUUCGUUAUCCGUGAAACCGAUUCAAGUCAGGAAUAACAACUCAACUCACAAGUGGAAUCAGAAACAGAAUGUAAACAAAGAUCGUUCAAAAUCUAAGAACUGUUCUGGCUGUGGGGGUAAUCACCCUAGAAUACAGUGUAAAUUUAAAGAUGCUGAAUGCCAUGUCUGUAAGAGGAAAGGACAUAUUGCAAGGGUAUGUAGAAGUAAAUCUAAUAAUUUUCCAAAUAAUAAGCAAGUGUUUAAGAAAAAUUUUAACACUAAUUCUGCAAAUUUAAUCGACACUGUUCCUGAUGUUGAGUCUCUGCAGUUAAAAUAUUUAUGUGUAAACAAUGUUAACUGUUCAAAAUUGAAAGCUACUGUUCAUAUAAAUGAAUCGCCAGUUAUAAUGGAAGUUGACUCGGGUGCUAAAGUUACAAUUAUUGAUAAUUUUACAUUUAAAGAACUGUUCCCUACUAAUCCUCCGAGAUUAGAAAAUUGUCCUUACUUAAUUAGAGAUUACAAUAAGAAUGCUGUCAAAAUUUUAGGACAGUGUGACGUUGACGUGCGUUAUUCAUCUUUCAAAGGAAAACUUCCAAUUUUAAUUGCUAAGGAGCCUAGAGAAAGCUUGCUAGGCACAAAUUGGUUUGAGCCAUUAGGAAUAUGUUUAACUGGAGUUCAUAGGAUCAGUAACUUAACUCUGGACAGUGUGGUGGAGGAAUUUUCAGACGUUUUUAAAGAUGAGUUAGGGACUUACAAAGGUGCACCUAUAACACUCAAAUUAGAUCCUACCUUUCGUCCAAUCCAAUUAAAAGCGAGAACGGUACCAUAUGCACUAAAACAAAAAAUCGAGAAGGAAUUGCAACGGUUGCAAGAACAAGGGGCAAUUGAGCCGGUGGGAUUAUGCAGAAUGGGACAACUCCUAGCUUUGGGUCAAUACCCAUAUCCAGUUCCUGCUGUGAGUCAAGUGUUAGCUGAACUUGCAGGUAGUCGUUAUUUCAUCAAACUAGAUCUUUCGCAAGCUUACCUACAACUCACCGUUGAUGAAGACAGUGCUAUGGCCCAGACAAUCGUAACUCACAAGGGUGCAUUUAAAUGUAAACGCUUGCAAUUUGGAAUAUCUUCUGCUCCCGGAAUUUUUCAACAGUUCAUUGAAAGGCUGUUAUCGAGUAUUCCAGGCGUGCUGCCGUAUUUUGAUGAUGUUUUAAUAAAAGGAUCAACUAUGGAAGAACUUACAGACAGAUUCAGGCAAGUUUUAAAGAAGUUUUCUGAAUCUGGCUUAAGACUCAACAAAGAAAAGUGCAUCAUCGGAGCUUCAAGUAUUCAAUAUUUAGGAUUUCACAUUGAUAAAGAUGGAAUUAAGCCAACCAAAGACAAGGUUGAUGCUAUUCGCAAUGCUCCAACUCCCAAGUCCAAGGAAGAGCUUCAAGCAUUUUUAGGACUUUUAAACUUUUAUCAUGUGUUUUUGAAAAACAAGGCUGACAUAGCCGAACCACUUCAUCGUCUCUUAGACAAGGAUGCUCACUGGACGUGGACAAACACUCAUCAGUCUGCAUUUGAAAAGGUAAAGCGACUCCUGUCGGCGGAAACUCUACUUACUCAUUUUGACGAAAAGAAGCCCAUCAUUUUAACUUGCGACGCAUCUCAAUUUGGAAUCGGAGCUGUGUUAAGUCAUCAACUAGAAGAUGACACAGCAGCUCCAAUAGCAUAUUAUUCACGAACGAUGAAUAAAACAGAACGUCGAUAUGCACAAAUCGACAAAGAAGCAUUGGCUAUUAUUCAAGGUGUAAAGAAGUUCCAUAACUUCUUAUUUGGACAGAAAUUUGAAAUUCGCAGUGAUCACAAACCGUUGCUAGGACUUUUAGCUCCGAACAAACCUAUACCUUCAAUGCUCUCUCCAAGAAUGCAGAGAUGGUCGAUCAUGUUAAGUUCAUAUGAUUACAAUUUAGUCUAUAAACCAGGAAAGGAAAUAACCAACGCUGACGGUCUAAGUCGCCUUCCACAGCCAAUAUCGUCCAACGAAGAAAAUUCUCCAAUGGAAAUUUUGUUGUUGGAAGCUUUGAAGAAGCCGCUUUUGAAAUGUGCUGAUUUAGCUCGUCUUACGGCCCUAGAUCCCAUAUUAUCUCGAGUUCUCAACUGGACAUGGAGGGGAUGGCCCGAACGAAAUCCCGAUAAGGUAUUUGAACCGUUUUACACAAGAAAGUUAGAACUGUCUGUACACAAAGGUUGCUUGCUAUGGGGAGCAAGGGUAAUUAUUCCAAAAAAAGCUCAAGCUGACCUGUUGGGAAUAUUACAUAAUACUCAUCAGGGUAUUGUUAAAACUAAAGCUCUUGCUAGAAGCUAUGUCUGGUGGCCUGGCAUCGACAAAGAUCUAGAAAAGGUGGUCAACUCAUGUGAAACGUGUCAACAGACAAGAAAUGUACCUCCAAAAACGGUUAUUCCAUGGGAAAACACGAAGACUCCAUGGGCUCGAAUCCACAUCGACCAUGCGGGUCCAUUUCAAAAUUCGUUAUUUCUUAUUGUUGUUGACUCAUUUUCUAAGUGGUUGGAAGUAGUGCAGGUUCCUUCCACCGAGUCCGCCGCAACGAUAAAUGCAUUAAGAAAAUUAUUUGCUACUCAUGGUAUACCCAAUAUACUAGUCUCGGAUAAUGGUCCAUCCUUCACUUCUGAAGCAUUUCAAGAUUUUUUGGUUAGGAACGGUAUUAAAUUUGUUCCUACUGCACCGCAUCAUCCAUCUUCAAAUGGACAGGCGGAACGCAUGGUGCAGACGACUAAGAAUGCCUUAAAGAGAAUUAUUACAGGAAAUUGGGAAUACAGACUUGCAGCAUUCUUACUUUCUCAACACGCGACACCAAAUUCUACUACAGGCGUAAACCAUUAA